AUGGGAUCCCAGGCUCAAAAACUCCUCUCUGAGGCCUGUAGGGUUGCUGUUAAUUAUCUAGCAUCUUAUGAGCUGAAUGUCAGUGAUGCUUAUUUAACUAUGUCCUAUUACUACGAUGAAGAGACGGAAGCACCUCUUUAUCUCCCCUUCUUUGAAGACCAAAUUGAGGUGAAGAAAGAACAUGCAAAGCAGUUCAUAACCUAUCUAAGAGAGCAUCGGAGUAAAAUCUGCCUUCCGGUGAUUAAGAGGCCUGACAUUGAUAACUGGGGAACUGGCAUUCAAGCUAUAGAGUCUGCUCUGCAGUUGGAAAACACAUUAAACAAGCUCCUACAAGACCUGAUGAACUUGGCUUCUCAAAAUAGUGAAACUGAUCUCCUAAGCUUCCUGAAAAAGUUCCUGGCUAAACAGAAAAGGAACAUAAACUAUCUGGAAUACCAACGUAGCUAUCAGAAGGAAUUAGACAGGCUGACUGAGAAGGAGGUCACAUCUGAAAAACCUGGUGAAGCAUCAGGUAAAGAGGCUUAACAUCUGAAGGCGACACAGUGAAUGUUCCACUGUAA
Molecule: messenger RNA, 560 nt
Organism: Panthera uncia (snow leopard)
Lineage: Eukaryota; Metazoa; Chordata; Mammalia; Carnivora; Felidae
Product: ferritin heavy chain B-like
Exons: 4
Coding region: 1-525 (174 amino acids)
Biological process (GO): iron ion transport; intracellular iron ion homeostasis
Cellular component (GO): cytoplasm
Molecular function (GO): ferrous iron binding; ferric iron binding
Source: RefSeq, a predicted model, not a curated record